AUGAAGCUCCAUCAUCUUCUAUUUCUAUGGUGUACGUUCUUGUUAUUGCAACAUGCAACGCCAUACACAGUCAUCAUGUCUGACUCUGCCGUGCCAUCAACCCUAGUAGACGGCCCCCAAACCGCCUUCUCCAUGAAGCAAGACGCUGUCCGAACCGAUUCCCGUGAACAAGAGGCAGUUUACAACAUCAUGCGUGCCACCGGAAACCACUGGGCCACCGACAUCCCCGACGUGUGCCGCGGCCGCUGGCACGGCAUUGAGUGCAUGCCCGACAAGGACAAUGUCUACCACGUUGUCUCCCUCUCCUUCGGCGCACUCUCCGACGACACCGCUUUCCCAACCUGCGACCCAACCAACUCUUCCAUUUCCCCUUCCAUCACCAACCUCCCUCACCUCAGGACCCUCUUCUUUUACCGUUGUUUCAGUUACAACCCCCAACCCAUUCCCUCCCUCUUGGGCCUAUUGGGCCGAUCUCUUCAAACAUUGGUGCUCAGGGAUAACGGCCAUAUCGGCCCAAUACCUAACGACUUGGGCAACCUCACCCGUUUGAGAGUCCUCGAUCUUCACAGAAACAAUCUCAACGGUUCUAUUCCGGUUUCAUUGGGCCGGAUCUCCGGUCUGAGGUCGUUAGAUUUGAGCGGCAACAAACUAACCGGUCCGGUACCAGGCUUAGUUCUUCCCCGUCUGAAUGUUUUGGACCUCAGCCAGAACCUUCUAAUGGGCCCAAUCCCUUCUACAAUUGGAGACUGCCACUCUAUUAUCAAAUUGGAUUUAAGUCGAAACAGGCUUGUUGGCCCAAUUCCGGAAAAAAUCAAGGGCCUAAAAGAUCUAAUGCUUUUAGAUUUGAGCUACAAUAGAAUUCAAGGCCCAUUUCCUGUUUCACUUAGAAGCCUGAUUUCUCUUCAGGCCUUGAUCUUGAAAGGAAACCCAAUGGGCCCAGCAAUUAUACCCAAUGAGGUGUUUGAAGGCACGGUUGGAUUAAUGAUAUUAAUAAUGUCAAAUAUGAAUUUGCAUGGUCCGGUGCCAGAAUCACUAGGCAGAUUAACGAACCUUCGUGUGGUUCAUCUUGAUGGGAACCAGCUUAAUGGGUCAAUCCCCAAAAGCUUCAAAGAUUUAAGAAACCUUAGUGAAAUGAGGCUCAAUGAUAAUAGGCUAAGUGGGAAAGUCCCAUUUGGGAAGGAAAUUAUUUGGAGGAUGAAAAGGAAGCUAAGGCUUUAUAACAAUUCGGGGCUUUGUUGUGAUUCUGAUUGUGCGGAUUCCACCUUUGAUUUUGGUAUUAGUUUGUGUGAGAUUUCGAGUCCGGGUUUGGAUAAGAGCGUGGAGCAUCUUUUAACCAACGAGAAGCAUAUGCCAACUACUAUGAAUAAUAAUGUGCAAUUAUCGGAUGCUGCUAACACUGCUCUGCCACUUACAACCACAUUGCGAUUAGUUGUCUUUGUAUUACUCUCUCUUCUUUAGUUUAUUAUUUUUCUUUUUAUAGUAGUGGUAUGUAAAUCUAAUAUAAAUAUUAUUCAUAAACGCAA
Arachis duranensis is the source of this 1523-nucleotide messenger RNA. Its product is annotated as protein TOO MANY MOUTHS. The record is from RefSeq and is a predicted model, not a curated record. The transcript has a single exon. Gene Ontology annotation, molecular function: protein binding. Lineage: Eukaryota; Viridiplantae; Streptophyta; Magnoliopsida; Fabales; Fabaceae. Bases 1 to 1458 code for a protein of 485 amino acids.